CUUGAGGGUACCGUCGUACACAAAGGCGAUAGCAAGGGACCAUCUUUAUACCAUUGGGAAUCUUUUCACCUGUUAUCACAGCCCCUUCACAUCCCCGGAGCCCAAAGAGCAGAAGCGAAGCGUGCUUUCGCAACCCAGAACGCUGUGACAUUCCAAUGAACUUACAGAUGAAAAAGAUGCUAGAUUAGACAAAUGUUCUGCUGCAGCUUUGUCGAGUAGACAUACGGUUUUAUUGAGAUGGAUAAAGAACGACAGAACGACUCCUUUGAUCGUCAUUUUUCUGACCUGUGUUUCGAGAGCUGUUUCGAGCUCUAAACUGCUUGACCCCUCCUGGCUUACCAGGAAGCCAGUUCUCUUCCGUUCUUGGUUGAUCAGCUUUGAUCACAGUCUGCCACCGGAAUCCAUUUCAUCGCCGCAGACCGCAGCCCUCUUUUCUCCUCAUAAAAACCAAAAGCAUUGCUUGAUAAAAGCAAUUGCAAAACAACAUCCCACACAUCAUCCUUCUAUACAGCAACAUGUUUGGUUUUCUCAAGCCCAAGUCUACCAUCGGUGGCAAGUUCAUCUCCUUCUCGGAAUCCACCUCCAUGAUGGGCCGAAAGAGGAGCAGGCAGGACAGCAAGAAGAAAUGGCGCACCUGCGGUUCCUGGAACAAUGUGGAGAGGGUGAUGGAAACCCUCGACAGCACAGAUAGCACCAUGGAGUUGUCUCAGGAAAAUCUUGGAUCAUCCUUCACCAGCACCACAGUGGAUAUGGGUAACAGCAGCGCCCGUAGUCAUCGUGCCAGAAACGCCAGCAUGUCCUCCACUUCCGCAUCCACCACUGCAACUGUAGAGCCUAUAGUCUGCUCUGACAUUUCCUGCAGCCGUGCUCUGAUUAACCACACGCGACGACGAUGGAACUCUACGCUUCACGCUCUCCGACAGAGUGACGAGCUGGAUGACAUUGCCGCCCAGCAUGCCGAGGCCAUGGCAUCUGAAGGUGAGGUCUUUCACUCCAACCCUACUGAACUCUGUGAAUCCCUCGGGGGGGCUGAAUCCAUGAGGCGCCUGGGAGAGAAUGUCAUCUCCGGCUCCGACGCCUUGGACAUGCACAUGAGGCAACUCGAGUUUGUGACCAACUAUACCAAUAUGGUCGACGCUCGCUACGAGGAGGUUGGAAUUGCCACCGCUCGUGCCAAGAACGGAAAGUACUUCUUGUGCAUCCUCUUCCGAGGAUAAGCAUAAAAUCUGCCAAACCACAAAGAGUUUGAUACUAUUGCCAAAACUAUUUUGAAUGUACCACUAUGUACCAACAGCUUAUAACACAACUAUAUAAAAAUGAUCCAAUCAAUGCUAUUCCAUAACUUUGAAUGUACCAUUAGCUCAUAACAAAACUCUAUAACAUGAUCCAAUCAGAC
Molecule: messenger RNA, 1396 nt
Organism: Seminavis robusta
Lineage: Eukaryota; Bacillariophyta; Bacillariophyceae; Naviculales; Naviculaceae
Source: the annotation of a GenBank genome assembly